AGAGAGAGAGAGAGAGAGAGAGACUAGAAAGAGAAUUAGCGCUGAGAAGUCAUUCUCGGAGGGAAGGUCUGCUAUUAGAGCGAGAGGCACGUCGAGCAGGAGCCUAAACGAGUGAAGAAUUCGCCCUGCCGUGUGUGGUAUCGGUGGAUCAUCACAAUCGAGUGGACAAACCGCCGACAAACAAUAGGGACCUGGCCGGUGGCUUCCGAUGGGGUCGUAGUCGCCAUACACAGCGCGCGCGUAUUCGUGACAGUACAUCGCGAUGAUAGACUAGCCGGUAGCGGCAGGAAGAGAUCGUCGUAGGGGGAGAUCGCCAUAGCUAAUCGUACCAUCCAAGGUGGCACAGAUUGAGAGCCCCAUCAGCAUACAUCCUCUCCUGGCUAACGAGAUACCCAGCGUCCAUCCAAUUCGCGCGCGCCGUUAAGCCGCUCUCGUGUCGACGACGUCAUGCGUCAGUUUCCGAUCGGCCUGAACCGCGAUUCCACGAAUUCUGCAUACCCGCGAACGUAGAAAUUACCGAGAAUUCUGUUUGUCACUUAAGUGGGAGGAAGAAAGAGGAAGUCAGAGAAUCAGACUUGGGAUUAGCGCCAAUCAACGUUGGAGCAUUUAAUCCUUCAUCCCCGUCAACAACGCGCGCAUCCUCGACCUCUUUUACCUUCGUCCUCCAUCGCGUCUCAUCCCUCUCGGCUUAAAUCGCGCCGCGAGCAUCAUCACUUGGACGUGCCAUUUUAUUCAGGAAAAAAGAAACGGCGAUCCGUGAGAGGGAUAGAGGGAGAAGAGAGAGACAGGCAAAUUCGCUCUUAGUGCCCCUCGACGAUCCAGCUCCGACGAGUCUCUUCCCCAUCGGGACGUCCGCCGCUUCCGGCUAACUGGAAGUGAACGCUCUAUGUAAACGAUUGCCGAGCGCGGUUCUCAUUGAAACACACAGGACGCAGGAAGCGCAUCAUGGAAGUGGCAAGCGAGCUGUCGCCGCUAUCGGGGGCGGAGAAUCAGGGCAAGAUCAAGGAGAGGAGUUCGUACUAUCCCCAAGAACCCAAUAAGAGGCCGCAGACUAAGGGGCAGAAGAUGCGAGCUUGUUUGAGCCAUAACGCGCUAACUAUAUUGACAGUCGCCGGCGUUGUCGGUGGAGUGAUACUCGGUAUCAUCUUGCGAAACACACGUGAGAAAUGGACGCCUCGCGAGAUCAUGUACAUCAAUUAUCUCGGCGACCUAUUCCUGCGGAUGCUCAAGAGCUUGAUCCUGCCGUUAAUCAUCUCGAGUCUGAUAUCGGCUAUUGGCUCGCUCGAUCUAUCGCUCAGUGGCAGGAUCGGUGCGCGUGCGAUUGGUUAUUACAUGGUCACGACAAUCAGUGCAGUUAUUUUAGGUAUAAUUCUGGUUGUCUCGAUCCAACCUGGUGUCGGUAGUUCCGCUUCAGAGAGCAAAAGGCCAGCGCAAAAUGUUUCUACCGUCGAUACGUUAAUGGACCUAGUCAGAAACAUGUUUCCGCCAAAUCUUGUGGAGGCCUGUAUCGCCCAAAGUCGAACUGAGCCUAAGCCACCUGAGAAUAGCAGUGUUCCUUUGGACGAAUGGGAACUGGAGCAGAAGAUGGUCUCGGGUUCAAAUAUUCUUGGUCUCGUUGUGUUUGCCACGGUGAUGGGCAUCACCCUCGGCAAAAUGGGACCGCAGGCGAAGCCAUUGUUGAGCUUCUUUGACUCGCUAUCCGGCGCUAUGAUGCUGAUUACUAACUGGGUCAUAUGGUUGUCGCCGAUCGGCGUGCUCUCUUUGGUCGCUUCAAAGAUCACGGAGAUGAAAUCGCUCGAGGAGGUAGUCGGCCAACUCGGAAUGUACUUCCUGACCGUGUUGAUCGCUCUGCUCAUACAUGGUUUCCUGGUGUUACCUGGGAUAUACUUUGUUCUCACAAAGAGAAACCCUUAUUCGUACAUAGGGAAUAUGGCCGAAGCGCUCGUCACUGCCUUCGGCACAUCUUCGAGCUCGGCGACGCUGCCACUCGCCAUCAGCUGUCUUGAAGAAAAAAACGGUAUCGAUUCUCGUGUCACCAGAUUCGUCAUGCCAAUAGGCGCUACCGUAAAUAUGGACGGUACCGCUUUGUACGAAGCUAUAGCUGCCAUAUUUAUUUCUCAAGUGCGUAAGGUUCCUCUUUCCUUUGGACAGCUGAUUGCGGUAAGUAUCACGGCGACCGCUGCCAGUAUCGGCGCGGCUGGAAUUCCGCAGGCCGGCCUAGUGACUAUGGUUAUGGUGCUUGACACAGUACGACUUCCAGCCAAUGAUGUCUUCUUAAUUAUCGCAGUUGACUGGUUACUAGAUCGAUGUAGAACAACCAUAAAUGUUAUUGGUGACUCGCUCGGCGCGGGAAUUAGCAGGAACGAGCUCGCGACAUUAUCACACAACACGCAGCAAACGCAAAACGGAGCCGAUUGUCACGCGACUACGUCGAUAUGAGCUGGAGUGUUUAUUAAUCGUUAAACCGCAUCUCCUUAAGAGCUUCGUGAUCGAAAGAUCGAUCACCUACAGCAAAACAUAUCGGCAAACUUAUUGCGCGGCUUAUCGUUGAAAUAUUGCCAUAACUUCUUGGACUUCCGAGAGUCAGAAUUGAAGAAUAUACAGGAUGUUCCAAAAGUAACGAUAAAUCUUCCGCACAGGGGCAGAAUGGAUUAAACUUGGAAGAAAAAUCCUCUACCAUUUUGCAAUUUUCGCAAUAGUUAACAAGAUAUUAAUUGC
This is a messenger RNA of Mycetomoellerius zeteki, 2718 nucleotides long. RefSeq names its product excitatory amino acid transporter 1. Gene Ontology annotation, biological process: L-glutamate transmembrane transport. Gene Ontology annotation, cellular component: plasma membrane. Gene Ontology annotation, molecular function: L-glutamate transmembrane transporter activity; neutral L-amino acid transmembrane transporter activity; glutamate:sodium symporter activity. The record is from RefSeq and is a predicted model, not a curated record. NCBI's taxonomy places the organism in Eukaryota, Metazoa, Arthropoda, Insecta, Hymenoptera, Formicidae.